CCUGCCAGUCCUAUCCUGUUCCUACUCUACAUUUCCUCUCUCGAAGAAAGGCUACAGAAGACUGGUCAUGGGUUCAGAGUGGCUAAGAGAGGAGAUUUCUGGAAUGUUAGAGAAAAGAAAUAUCUCAACAUAGCUGGACUUCUAUUUGCCGAUGACCUGAUCCUGAUCGGGAGAAACUUCUCGGAAAUGGAAGAACUGUUAGGAAUCACGUCACAGUUUGGGGACGAGAUGAAACUGACCUUCAACCCAACCAAGAGUGCGAUAGUAAUAUUCUCAAAGUGCAGUCAUAGUACGGAGAGGACACUACAAAUCCAAGGUAAGGAUAUACCAAAGGACACGCGCUACAAAUAUUUGGGAAUCACUGUGUCAGGCUCUGGGAACUACCUAGAUGUCCAAGAGGACAUCUGGGAAGAGAAAUCCCAGAAAGCCCUGAACCAACUGCACGCGAGGGCUCUCUGGGGAUUCAAUAGAUUUGAGAUAUCCAAGACCCUGUGGAAGGCGGUCGCCGUUCCAACGCUCACAUACGCAAAUGCAGUCACAGUCAUGACGAAAACUCUGGAAAACAGGUUAUCGACAGAUCAGAACGCAGCGGGGAAGUACGCUCUUGGUGUUCCCUGCAGUAAGGUGGCAAACGACUUCGUCACCGGAGAACUGGGCUGGUCUUCAUAUAAGGCUAGGGAGGCCCAGAGUAAGAUCAGAUAUUUCACCAGAGUGAAAUCCAUGCCUGACUACAGAUGGCCGAAGGCCAUCAUGAACAUGAUGGAUUUAAUCGGAGUCAAAACAAAGGCAUACCGAAGGGAAAUAGAAUUGCGUCGGGAAUUCGAAUGUGACGAUAUCACAUUAACAUUCACACUAGAAGGCACACCCCUCCUAGGAGUACUCAACAGAGCGAUUAAGGAGAGAAUCCGAGAAGUUGAGACGGCCAACUGGAAAGACUCGAUGAGUCGAAAGAGUAGCCUCGCCCUCUACAGGACCAAUGCGCAGGAGAGAGGGGUGAAGAGAAACCCAUACGACAACAGUAGAGGUUCCGCCCUACUCGCGCUCAGUCGGGCAGGAAUGCUAAGGACAAGAGACGCCAGAGCACGCUCCGAGCCGGCACUAGAAUCCACAUGUAUGAGAUGUGGAAUGGUUCCGGAAACACUAAGCCAUAUCAUUUGCGAAUGCAACGAAGCAUUCUUCGAGGAGGAGGAAAUACGCAUGCGAUUGGGACUCGUCGAAGAACCCUCCUCAGAGAAGAUUGGCAACACCAAGAGAAUCCUACAGCAGUGGGAGAAAGAAACAUGUAAUAUCCGCUGA
Molecule: messenger RNA, 1296 nt
Organism: Galendromus occidentalis (western predatory mite)
Lineage: Eukaryota; Metazoa; Arthropoda; Arachnida; Mesostigmata; Phytoseiidae
Exons: 1
Source: RefSeq, a predicted model, not a curated record